Molecule: messenger RNA, 7976 nt
Organism: Gorilla gorilla gorilla (western lowland gorilla)
Lineage: Eukaryota; Metazoa; Chordata; Mammalia; Primates; Hominidae
Gene: CELF1
Product: CUGBP Elav-like family member 1
Exons: 15
Coding region: 228-1772 (514 amino acids)
Molecular function (GO): RNA binding
Source: RefSeq, a predicted model, not a curated record
UUGGGGUGUUCUGCUCUGGCGGCAGCGGCAGCGGCGGCGGGACGCGGAGGCUCCCCCGGUAUUCGGUCUCAGCAGCGAGGCGGCGGCGGCGGCUGCGGAGGCGCAGGCAGCAGCUGAGGCAGCGGCGGGCUCAGGUGCAGCCGCUGGAAGCUAAAGCUGUGUGUAUUUGUGGAUCAGACAAGUGCAGCAAGUUAAUAUCAUUGGCUUCUGAAGGGGAGAGUGAGGUGAUGGCUGCGUUUAAGUUGGAUUUCCUUCCAGAAAUGAUGGUGGAUCAUUGCUCUUUGAAUUCCAGUCCCGUCUCAAAGAAAAUGAACGGCACCCUGGACCACCCAGACCAACCAGAUCUUGAUGCUAUCAAGAUGUUUGUGGGCCAGGUUCCAAGGACCUGGUCUGAAAAGGACUUGCGGGAACUCUUCGAACAGUAUGGUGCUGUAUAUGAAAUCAACGUCCUAAGGGAUAGGAGCCAAAACCCUCCUCAGAGCAAAGGGUGCUGUUUUGUUACAUUUUACACCCGUAAAGCUGCAUUAGAAGCUCAGAAUGCUCUUCACAACAUGAAAGUCCUCCCAGGGAUGCAUCACCCUAUACAGAUGAAACCUGCUGACAGUGAGAAGAACAAUGCAGUGGAAGACAGGAAGCUGUUUAUUGGUAUGAUUUCCAAGAAGUGCACUGAAAAUGACAUCCGAGUCAUGUUCUCUUCAUUUGGACAGAUUGAAGAAUGCCGGAUAUUGCGGGGACCUGAUGGCCUGAGCCGAGGUUGUGCAUUUGUGACUUUUACAACAAGAGCCAUGGCACAGACGGCUAUCAAGGCAAUGCACCAAGCACAGACCAUGGAGGGUUGCUCAUCACCCAUGGUGGUAAAAUUUGCUGAUACACAGAAGGACAAAGAACAGAAGAGAAUGGCCCAGCAGCUCCAGCAGCAGAUGCAGCAAAUCAGCGCAGCAUCUGUGUGGGGAAACCUUGCUGGUCUAAAUACUCUUGGACCCCAGUAUUUAGCACUUUAUUUGCAGCUCCUUCAGCAGACUGCCUCCUCUGGGAACCUCAACACCCUGAGCAGCCUCCACCCAAUGGGAGGGUUGAAUGCAAUGCAGUUACAGAAUUUGGCUGCACUAGCUGCUGCAGCUAGUGCAGCUCAGAACACACCAAGUGGUACCAAUGCUCUCACUACAUCCAGCAGUCCCCUCAGCGUGCUCACUAGUUCAGCAGGGUCCUCACCUAGCUCUAGCAGCAGUAAUUCUGUCAACCCCAUAGCCUCACUUGGAGCCCUGCAGACAUUAGCUGGAGCAACGGCUGGCCUCAAUGUUGGCUCUUUGGCAGGAAUGGCUGCUUUAAAUGGUGGCCUGGGCAGCAGUGGCCUUUCCAAUGGCACCGGGAGCACCAUGGAGGCCCUCACUCAGGCCUACUCGGGUAUCCAGCAAUAUGCUGCUGCUGCGCUCCCCACUCUGUACAACCAGAAUCUUCUGACACAGCAGAGUAUCGGUGCUGCUGGAAGCCAGAAGGAAGGUCCAGAGGGAGCCAACCUGUUCAUCUACCACCUGCCCCAGGAGUUUGGUGAUCAGGACCUGCUGCAGAUGUUUAUGCCCUUUGGGAAUGUCGUGUCUGCCAAGGUUUUCAUAGACAAGCAGACAAACCUGAGCAAGUGUUUUGGUUUUGUAAGUUACGACAAUCCUGUUUCGGCCCAAGCUGCCAUCCAGUCCAUGAACGGCUUUCAGAUUGGCAUGAAGCGGCUUAAAGUGCAGCUCAAACGUUCGAAGAAUGACAGCAAGCCCUACUGAGCGUGCUCCCCUCUGAGACUGGAGUGAGAGGGUCUUCUGGCACAGCUUGCCCUGAAGACUCGGCUACUGCCUUCUGUGGGAGUUUCGCUUCGUACAGAGGACAAGUUUGUGCUUUGGUUUCCAGUGUUUUACUUUGGAGUUUAGGUGCCAUAUCCUGAGUUUUUUUUUGUUUUUGUUUUUGUUUCUCCUUUAUUUAAAGUUUGCUGUGUUUGUAACCAGUGUGUGUUGAGAAGGACCAACACCAAACCACCCUGGGGAAGGGGGACAGGGAAACAUUUAACACAGACGAUGAUCAGGAUUUGCCCCAAACCACCCCAAGAGAGAGGACUGAGUGGAACAAAAAAGUGACCCCCAGAACCUCUCUUAGUGUGAGGGUGGGUAGAAUGAGAACUGACACCUGGGAGCUGUGGGGAGCAGAGCGGCUUUGGGGAAGAGUGGAGUGAAUAGACACCUAAUGCCCUGGCAGCUGGAGACUCAAACUCCUGUACAGCUGCCUUCUAGGAAAUAGUUUUUGACACCUAUUUUUCAGAUUCUUGUCCGGAAUUUCUGCUGCUCUUUUCAAAAAAGGGCAUUAACAAUUCUCUGGAAAUAAAGCACCUGUUAGCCUGACAUAUGCAAAAAGCAGGGCGGCAUCACCCAUUAUGAGCUCCCCCAGCCAGCAGUCAGUAUUGGAUUGGCCUUGCCUGGCUGGUGGCAGUUUGGGAGAAGCAGCCAAAGAGGUUAGUUUAUUUCAACAUCAAAUUAGACCAUGGCCCAUUUCCAACAGGUCUCUUUAAAGGCCUCUAUGGAAUACAUUGCCUGGUUUCCUUCCUUGCAGUUCACCACAGCAAGGAAUGUCACCUCCAUCCCAAGCCACCAUUUUCUCAUGAAGGCAAAUCCAAGAAGGGCUUGCAGUUCUUGCUGAAGGGGGUACCAUUUGUGGGCAGAGUGAUCAAUACCAUCUAGUUGGGGGAGGAGGAGCUUGUUUCUUGGUGUACUUGAAUCAGAAGGUCCCUGCAAGCCAGUAUGCUUCAUUUGCCAGUGGCCAGAAAUUCUCCCUUGCCUCCUUGAUUGAGGUGUCCCAGAUGUAGUAUUCCCACAGGGGUCUGGCAGGCCCCUCCUGUAACCACUUCAGUCACAUUUUCUGCUCUUGAGGCAGAGGUGACAUCAGGACGUUUACAGCCUCCACAUGAAUUGAGUGUUCAUUUACCUCAGUAUUACCGUGUUCAUUUUUGUCCUCGUGCUACAGUUAGCUCCCUGCCGCCUCUUGCAGGUCUUAUUUCAGCUCUUGCCUGUGACCCACACAGCUUCUGGGCUCUGCCUCUGCUCUAAGAAGUGCUGUGGGGGUAGAGAACCAGGAAGGACAUGCUGUUGGGAAUGUACACCUGGGCAGAGGUGGCCCUGUUAAGAUAUGACUAUAGCCACAGCCAGGGACGGGAUCCCUGGGUCUCUGGAAUCUGAAACCUCACAAAUACCAGUCUUGACCCCUAGCAGCAGAGAUAAGAAUAAAGGGGUUGGUUUGCUAUUAAGUCAGAUGGGGGCUCUCUCCUUGUCAUGCUGUCCCUGUGGGUAACAGACAGGGAUUGACCAUCUUACUGUUGUACAGGUAGCUGGUGGUGUUGGAUUAUCCCAUUGAAGCUGGGACAGCUGUUCCUUUCUCAUAGUGAUAACUUGGGUCUGUUGUCCUCUAAGGAACGUGAAACAUACACUUCUUAAGCUGAACCACGUAAACUUGAAAUUCUGCGCACUGGGAGAAAUGUGUCCUGUGUUUCAAAGGAUAAAACUGUUCUAAAGGCUUCCAGGGUCAUGAUGGGAUUUUUUAAAUAAAUGCAAAAAAGAAAAAUAAAAAAGAAAAAAGAAAACAAAAAAAAAAAAAGAAAAAAAUGCUAGGUUGGGGAGGCGCUGUUCUGAAUCCCAACCGGCUGGAACCAAGAAUGUCGUUUCUAUUUUUAUAGAAGUUUUAUACAGCUCCGGGGUGGAGAAUAUUUAUUACCUAAAUUAUAUCUCUGGAAAAGGCCAGGAUUUUGUAGAAUCCAGAAUGUGAUUGUUAUACACACAGGGUGCUGUGUAUGAUUGAAACUACUGACUUUCUGUGGCCCGUUUGCAGCCCAGCUAACCUGCCCAAGGGGAAGGUGUUAAUGCUGUGAAUUGGCAGAGGAGAGAGCUGUGCUCCAUAGGGUGCUGCCGGUGCUGUGCUCCCUAGCCUUCUGUUCUGUCUUCCUCCUUAGCCAGAAUGCCACUCCCUUCCCACAUCCCCUUCUUCUCUCCGCCUUCCCCCAUCUCACCAUUAUUUGUCCAUGGAUUUGUCCUGGGCUCUGGGACCUUAUGAAACCCCUUUACUAAUGACAUAAGAGGCCAAGGUGCAACCCACCCACCUUUGAUACCAGACGCUGAGGGCUUCAUACCUGCUGAUGGGUUCUCUUUUCUAAAAGGAAUGCUUGCCCCAGCAGGGUCCUGGGCUGCUUGAGCAGCCAGCUGGUGAGACCAUGCACUUCUCUGUUCUCUCCUCCCCCUGCCCAGUGAGUUAGCACAGCAGUAGCACUGCCCUUGAGCACAGUUCUUUCCCCAGGCCAAAGAUGGUUUUGUGAAGAAGCUGCUCCCCUACAAGUCUCACGUGUGAAAGGGCUUAGCUCAGAGUGGAGACUCGCUGUCAAGUCUUAAGCAAUCCUUUUCUGUUGUGUGAAGGUUUCACUUACAAUGUGUUUUCUGCUGUAGUUUUGUUUCUUACUUGGGUUACAUCAUGAAAUUGAUUUGCCUUGAAUGCAGCCAGACCACUGUCUCCUGGGUUCCACUUGAGUGGCCAGGGCCUGGAUGGAAGCUAAGAGCUUGGAUUUCUGGGAACAAAGGGCCAUCCCCAUAAGAUUGAGCAGAAAUUCUGGUCCUCUUCCCUGAAAAAUUUUCCCCACCCCAGCCAGCAUCUUCUGCUUCCCCUUGGGUUGUGACCAGGGAGUGGGGAGAGAGGCUGAGGCUCUGCUCCCCUGGAGACCUUCUCUUAGGAGUUGGGUGCUUCAUGGAAAAUCCAAGCCUUAGGUUCCCUUCUGUCUCUGGCAAUUAGAUGUGUUCUUGGUGUCCUCCAUGUCCUUUUUGACUUUUCCCUGUGUCCAUUGUUAGCAUGUGCAAAAGUUCCCUGUCAUUACCCAACCCCUGCCCGCCCACCUCAUUUCAGGGCUGUACACACAGUGAGUGUUCCUGUUCUCUCUCUCUUUGUUUGGAUGUAUUGCUCUGUGUAACUCAGUGGGUCUCCCUCUUUCUGGUUUGUUUUUUUUUCUAGAUUCCUGCCGUUUGUUCAUCGUUGUGCCUAAAGCAUGUCGAUGUGGCGUCAAGUACAUCGUCCAAAUCCCUGUCUCUUCAGCUUCUCUGAUGCUUGAACUCUCACCUUUGACCUUGUGUUGACCUUUGAUGCUGAUGUGUAUUUUUAUUAUGUUUGUUUCUUUCUUCGUUUUUUUUCUUUUUUUCUUUCCUUUUUUUUUCCCUUUUGUGCUGCCAAAUUGGUUUUGCUAGAACGACUGCUGAAGGGGAAAUAUUUAAACUUGCAUUUGAAUAUAAAAAAAAUCUAUUUUUCUAGAACUUCAUAAGAUAACCACUUGAUUUUGUGAUUCCAAUUCUUUGUAAUUGUCUUCAGAGCAGCCCUACUAGCACAUACCGCGUGGUGUUUGUAUUUCUGUGAACACACAGCCAGUCCGUUUCUAGGCUUUGUUUCUCUGUGUGCUUAGUUUUAAAGACAACUUUGAAGUAAACAAUGAAAUAAAAGAUGUCACUAAAACCUUUGAGGCUCCUGAGCACAUUUUGCUGAUACAGUCUGUGGGGCUUGAGGAGACCGCAUGUAUUGUUCUUUCUUUUGUUUUUCUUCUGAGUUCUCAACUGCAGAGAGCACCUGAACCCCCUUUCCUUUUUGACCGCAGGCUGCACUUUGGGCCCCAGCCAGCCCUUUUUCUUUUUCUUUUGUGGUUCUUCCCUGGAGCGACUCUGGGGAGUCCUGGAUAUCCCGCCUGCCCCUUCCCCUCAGCCCCAUGCUUGUUCCAACAGUCUCCACAGCAAAAUGUGAUGCUUUGAUUUUUUUGUUGUUGUUUUUGUUUUUGUAUUGUUUUUGUGUUUUUGUUUUGAAUUUUUUCCUUUCCUACUAAGAUUAUGCCCAGAAAAAAGUUUUGCAUGUUUCCUGCUGUUUCUUCACACCUUCGUAUAUAUCACCUUCACCUCUCUGUUUUCUAUAGUUUGUGCAAAAACUGAUCGAUUUAAAAGGGUUUCAAAGAAGCUGUUUUAAAUUGUUGUAGGGUUGAUUAUUUUUUUCAAGAUUGUAUUGUUUAAUUUUGAAGUGGCAACUUUCUCCUCUAUUGCCCUUAGAGCGUUUGCCUGUGCACUUAGACUGUCACUUCAUGUGGCCUCCAGGUCUUACCGGGGCUUCCCGGAGGCUGGCUGCUCUGCUCAGAGAGGGUGGGAAGGAGGCCUGGAGAGACACGAGAAGCAGAGGUAGAGCCUAGAAGGUGGCAGCAGGUGGGUAAGAGGCUUAUUUAGCACAUUUGGGGCAGUGAGCACCUGGAGGAAGGAGGGUGUUCCCAACUACCCGUAGGAGGCCAUCUGCACACCAAGCGGCAAUUCACCUGCUGGCGCUUUUCCUAGGUGACAAGCACAAUACUACAGUCUUCACACUGUUUACAGCCCUGGGCACCAGCCACCCCGCACUGGCUCUUCAUCACAGCUCUGCUCUUGCUUAGCUAGUGGGGUGGGGGAAAGGGCAGGGAUUUGUUUUUUAAAUUGAGUGAAGAGCCAAACAGCUACUGUCCCUGGGUGCGAAGCAAGCCAGUUUUUUGGUUCCCUGAGGGAAACUGACCCUCUUCUCUUGUGGCACCAUCCAGCCUCAGGGUCUUGGAGACUUGAGUAAGAAUGUGAGUGGAGGGGGAGAGGCGAGGAGAGGAGAGGUCACAGGGUGGAUCUGUGGAGGGAAGAGGUUACAGGGGGAGGAGCUGAUGAUAGAUCCCACCCAGACCUAAGCUGCUGGUGGGUGGGUGAGCUGGGAAGUAGGACUGUCCAGGGAAGGGUGGAGAGAUGUAGCUAGGGGCUGGGGAGGGGGAGGUGGAAGCGCUGUUGAGCAUCUUCCACACCAAGGUUGAUGAAGGAAGGGAUCCCAGCAGGGUUUCUGCUCUGGGGCUGGCAGGUUGCCUGGUAUUAUGCCCAAGGCCGCUCUGCCUGGGGGAAAGGGCAGCCAGGCAGAGGCCCAGUGUCUGGUAGGCUGCUGAAUUUCCUGGAAGGGGUGAUUGGAUGGAAAGAGGCCAGAAACCCCAGCCUGAGAGAUUGCUGUGCACCCCACAGUCUGACUGCACAGAGCCGCCUCUGUUGGCAGGGGGCACUGAGGCUCCCCUUCCUGUGUAUUGAGAAGCCGUGUUUGCCAAUAUAUUUUGCUUUCAAUUCCAAGAGGAGCUCUGGGAAAACCUGUGGAUAAAACCAAAUGCCAAAUGUUGGACGUUGUUUCCUUUUCCUUUUCUCUCUCUGAUUGUUUUAAUUGUUCUGUGGUGGUUUUAAUGGAUUUGAGACCCUGGAGCGGCAGCUGCCUUUCUGAUUUCCAGCUGCUUUUUGUGAAUAAUUUAAAAAGAAAAAAAAAAAGAAACUUUACAUUUUGGAGACAAACCUGUGUGAGUUUUUUAUUGGUACAAACGUUGUAUUUAACACUAGGGGUUUUGUACAGUUUUUUGCCUUUUCUACUAGAAAACAAUGUAAAGUGAUUUCACAAUGUGAAGAGAAAAAAAAAUUGCCACUAUGACCAAACGCACAGUCUGUUCUGCAGCAACAACGGGAUUCAAUCAACUCAGUCGUGAUUCAGCCGUAGAAAUGCUUUUCCUUUAUCUUGUUUGAGCUUUUCCUUUCUUUCCUGUUUUGAUUUGCAAAAGAAAAUGUCUUUUUUGUGUGAACUUGUGUUGUACUCUGUAGAAAAUUAUGGAUUUUACUUUAAUGGUUUAAAAAAAGGCAAGGAGAGCCCUCGUCGCUUUUCUUACCUAAUCACAGAGUUUGUGUAGUGAAUUUAAAAAGAAAAAAAAAAUUGUUACAAGUUUGGAGCAAGGGAGUAUGUGUUUCAAAGGAAUCUCCUUCCUUUUUUUGUGUGUUUUUCCUUUUGUCCCAAUGGGGAACCUAAAUCUGUUUUAAUUGCACAGACACAUGGACAAAAAGUCAUUUUGUAUCUGCCAAGUGUGGUACCUUCCUUUGUUUAUUUGCUAUUAAACUGUUUGAGAAGAA